CCUGCUACAUUCCCUGCACCAGACCUUGACACUACCUGCACAGGCUCUCCUCCUCCCUGAGGCCACCCUACAGUACCUCCUGCUCUACCAUCCACCGCCGGCACUGCACUUCCGCUUGCUCACCACCACCACCACCACCACCACCCCCAGCACCGCUGUUGAGCAUGGCCCGCCGCAGCUCCGCGCGUCUGCGCAACCAGUCGGCCACCACUCCCAAGCGAGUCUCGCUGGCCCACGACGCGCCUCCUCCCACUCGCACCCCGCACACCCUCCCGGCCAAGUCGUCUUUGCUCUCUGCGCUGGAAGAAGGCGACGAGAUGCCUGGCGCGUUCCCCUCCUCUGCCUCCGCCUCCAACUCUCCCUCCGCAGUGACAGCGACGACGACGAGCAUGGCCUACCCGACGCUGCCCACGAACCUUGCGCACCCGGCUGCCCGCCAAACCCCAACCAAGGGCACGCCCAUCAAGCCGACCGAAGCGGAAAUGCACCCUCAAUUGCACCACCACACUACCGCCAAGGCCCGCGACGAGGCUCGGCACCUGGGCUUCUCCAACAUGGCACCGCACACCGAACCUCCCAAGCAGAAGAGCAGGAUAGGCACUCUGCAGGGCACUCCGACCAAGACCCGCAAUCUCGAGAGCGACACCACCUCGCCCUCGUCGUACCACUUCACCUUCCGCCGCGAGACCUCUCUCGGCCUCAGCCCUGAAGCGAAGCAGCUCAUGUUCGAGAAGCGCGAGGAGGCUGCGCGAAUCCGGAAUCAGAUGGUGGCAGAUGGGGAUGUGCCGCAGAGCAUCGAUGAAGUCUUGGCCGCUCGGAAGCUGGCCAAGCCCAAGGGCCGCUUCUCGCAGGCACAUCUGAUGGAAGAACAGAAAAUGGACUCGAUCGCAAAUCAUGCCAGCGCAUGGAGAGCCAAUCCCGAACGCUUCAAGCCCGUCGUGGAGAUGAAGACAGUGGGGCCAAAGUCUCUGAAGCGUAGUCCAUCAAAAGCGAAGCUGGACGAGCCAGAUACAUCGUCGAGGCCCAAUUCCAGUCAAGGACCCAAGUCCGUCACAAACUACGAGGGUAGCGCUCUGCCGCGAUCUACAUCUUUCAAGGAUCUGGCGAACGCUUCUCCUCAGAAACUACCACGAUCGAGAUCAAUCCAAGACCUCACGCAGGCGUCUCCGGCGAAGCGUGCCAAGCGCACCGAGACCGAUGAUGUGUCGGCUGAUCGCCCGCGUUCAAGCGAGAGUGAGAAGACUGUAACCCCAAACAAGCAAUCCAGGAUCGGUACGCUCUCAACACCCACGCAGGCGUCUCUUGCGCGAGCCGCAAGUGUCAAGAGCACCAAGGCAGCCAGCAAGCUCCCCGCACCACAUUUCACACCAGGCAAGAUGCCUCUGAAGUCUGCGCUCAAGAAGCCAGUACACUUGGAGGAGCACACAGAUGCUACACCACUACUCGCUCGCUCGCCCUCAAAGGUGGCCAUGUUUGCUCCGGCAUCUACUGUCACAGCGCCUGUGGAGAAGCCAACAUCCAUGAUGGACUCAUCUCUUGCACGGACUCCAGCAAAGGCAGGCGUAUUGAAGAAGCACGAGGUGAACGAACAGAGCGCUACUGCACCCAAGGAGAAGCAGGUCCCCUUCUUGUCGCGCUCCCCUGUUAAAGCAGUCGUGGUUACAACGAACGAGGCGGAUCCUUUCCAAGCUGACGCCCCCGCGAUGCCAUUCUUGUCCCGCUCGCCCACGAAAUUGCCUCUCGCAGCCAACAGCACUGUGGAUGAGACCCCUGGCAAGAGUGCUACGAACACAUUAACGGGUCGCUUCAACCUUUUGAGACAAUCGCCCAUGAAGUCGAUACUUCGCUCGCCGCAGCGUCUCUACUCAGACGACCCGUCCAAGGUAGCUGCUGGCACACAUCUCGCCACUCCUCCCGACAAGAAGGCAGCAGUGCUCAACAAGGCGCUGCCUGGAGUCCCACCAGCAUCAGCUCAAGCUCGAAAGCACGUCGACUUCUCGUCGUCGACCAAAGCUCGCGACUUGAAAGUCCAGAAUACUGAGACGAGCUCGGAAUCGCAGACCCCAACUCCGUCUCCCACAUCUGAGCAAUAUGUCGAUGUCACAGCAGCGUCAGCUCCAGUGUCCGAGCCCCAUGCACGUUCACAGCAGGAGUCAUCCCACUACCCACAAUUACCACUUGCCGUGCCCACAAACGAGCGCGUGCCAUCGCUCUCUCCUUCGCCUCAAAAACGUCGCCAGACUGCUGGACCGCAGGAUUUCACGUUCCGUGCGGGCGACCACGACAUCGUCUUUGCAUCACCCAACAACCAAAAGAAGCGCAAGUUCGAUUUCGAGAACAGGAAAGUGACUGCAUCGGUGAAUAAGAUUGUCUCUCCUCCGAUUGGUACCAAGAAGCGAAAAUUCGAAUUCGAGAACAAUCUUGCCCGGGUGCAUUCCGAAGAUGUCGACAUAACAUCCGACAAAGAGAACACGCCCGUGGCCGAGGACGAUGAUGCUCAACGUCCUACCAAGCGCUCCAAGCCUAGCGCCCCUUCACCAAAAUCGAAGGUCUCAUCUGGUCCUAUGGCCAUGACUGCUGCUGCAACGGCUCGACGUACCACGCUUGGCGUGAAGCCCAAGGGCGCGAAGAGUGUUAGUCCCGUGAAGAAGACAGCGGGACGUCCGAGCUCGACAACUAUCAGCCAGGCUCGACUUGCUGCUCUUUCUCAGCCGAAGAAGCGUAACUAGAAGUAUGGCGGCACCGGCGAUCGGAAGAGGAGAAAAUUUGGUAUUGCCCAAGAGGACGAGAUGGAUACCACAACAGAUUGAACAAAAGACAUAAUACAAUUAAUGCACAAUGCUGCUCUGGAUUGAGCAAGGAACAUACGGUCGGUGUUGAGAGAUGAAAAAGUUGCUGUAGCAAGGUUUCAGAUUGCUUUUUUCUCGUAUGGCUUUCCACACAACAGAAUCGGAACAUUAGCGCGGCGCCUGGGGGGUGUCAUCACCGAGAAGUAAGCAGUAUGGAUGCUGCAUGGAUGGGACGGUGAGCUUUACAACUUGUAACAUACGAUUAUCCAAAAGAAGACAUAUUAU
Messenger RNA from Sphaerulina musiva SO2202, 3074 nucleotides. RefSeq lists its product as uncharacterized. Lineage: Eukaryota; Fungi; Ascomycota; Dothideomycetes; Mycosphaerellales; Mycosphaerellaceae. Bases 165 to 2729 code for a protein of 854 amino acids. The record is from RefSeq and is a predicted model, not a curated record. The transcript is spliced from 2 exons.